AUGGUAAUUGCAAUUUUCAUUUUUUUAUUAUUUGAAUUAGUAUCAUCUAACAAGAGUGAUGCUAAUCAGAAUAUCAUAGAAGAAACAAAAUCGUACCCAUCCGAUUCGACUAUUAAUUCUAUAUCUACAGAUGAAAAGUACGAUAAGUACGAAAAGUAUGAAAAUUAUAAAAACCUUGUACAUACUUCUGAAAGAAAUAAUAGGAUAGUAUGCGUUCAGAAAGAAUACAACCAUUUAAUAUACUAUACCUAUGAUAAUGAGUGUGAUCCUCAAAAUACCUUUAGCUUUUCUUUUAAUUCCACCUAUAAAUUUCAUGAUGAUUAUUAUUUGUCUUACAUAAAGAAUAGAGAAUCUUUUGUUGAAACUAAAAUAAGUCCACAGUUAGCCGUUGGGUCAUGUAUAACUUGUCUCUUCCUCGACGAAAUAAAUUUACUAAGUAUAUAUGGAUACACAUUCAUUUAUAACAAAUCGGACGAGGUUGAUUACAAGAACUACUAUAAAAAAAUUAUCGACACGCAUUAUAAUUUGGAGGAAAAUAUCAAUUUGCCACAUUUACCUCCGAAUAAUGAUUCAUUCGAGGAAACAGGCAAAGUAGAACCAUUCGUAGAGGAAGUGCUGGAUAUCGACAGAUGCCCAGAUGAUGGAGAUGAUGAUGACGGAAUCGUUCUCAGCAGUGUAAGUGGUAACACCAAUAACACGAGCAGUAGCUACAGUAGGUACAGUGGACAGGACGAGGAGGAACGCGAGUUGACAACCCAAAAGCAUAACGAAGGAGAGAAAAAAAGUUCAGAAAAUGAUGCAUCCUUUUUUAAUAAUUAUGAAAAUACGAUAUUGCAAAAUUUUUUAAAAGAGAACAGAAUACAUUAUGCGUACGAUGAAAUAGGGAAGAAUAAAUUUCGGUACGAUAGUGGCACCAGUGUAGAGGUGCGCAGCAAUAGCAACAACAAUAAUGAUUUCAUCAGCAACAGCAGUAGUAACAACGAUAACAGUAGUAACAACGAUAACAGUAGUAACAACGAUAACAGUAGUAACAACGAUAACAGUAGUAACAACGAUAACAGUAGUAACAACGAUAACAGUAUUAACAACGAUAACAAUAGUAAGAGUAGUAAUUCUUUAAAUGGCGAAAUGGUAGACAAUUUUUUUCUAAACUUGAACGUGAUAGGAAGCAAUGAAAGAGAGAAAAAUUAUGGUACUGUAUCUACUAAUAAAAAGAUAUUACACUUAAAAGAUUUACCAAAUCUUGUUUUUAAGGAAAAAGAAUGCAAUGUAUUUAAAGAAGACAUAAAUAAAAAAAAAAUUUGGAGUAAUCUUAUUUUCGUUAACUCAUUUACUAAUAUAAAUAUACUGUCACAUAUGGAUAAGUUCAGAGGGACCUAUGCUGAAUUAAAAUAUUAUUCCUUUCAUCAAAAUUAUAAAGAAAAGAAAGUUAAUGAUUUUAUAUCAAUUACAUUAGAUUUAAAUAAUAAAGAUUAUUUAAAAAAUAAUAAUGUAUUCAUUUUAAUAGCUAAUGAUGAAAUAAAAUUUUUAAAAAAAAUUAUUUUUUGUUCCCCUAUUGUCGUCAACAAAGAAUCAGCUAUUUCAUAUAUAAAUGAUAAUACUAUCAUUACAGAAUAUGAAAAAAUAAAAAAUAUAUACAUGUCUAAUGAUGCAAAUAAUCAAGUAUUUUUACUAAAAGUUUUAUAUCAUCAAGAUGAAAUACAUUUGAUUCUAAUUGAUCAUAUUAGAGGCAUUAGUCACCCUAUGAAAUUGAGUAUACCCUUUUUCUUCCUGACAACCAAUUCUUAUUUUUCUCAGUUCACUCAUUUUUUUAUGAAAGACAAUUUAAUAGGCUGGAUCAUGAAAAGUAAAAUGCUGUACGUCCGAACUAUACGCAAAGUUUUCUCCUACAUUCGGGAAAGCACCAUGUACUCCAAAAAAAUCUAUGACGUGGUUUCUAUAGAAAACAAGAUCAUAUCAAACAUCUAUUUGUUGUAUUUGAGUUAUUCAAUAUUUAAAUAUGUAUUAUUUGGUAGAUAUAAUCCUAUGAAAGAUUAUUCAUUACACAAAAGCAUAACAUUCGAGGCUGUACUACUAAACAUAAUGAGUACAUUUACAAAUGAAGAAUUAACAAAUUUUAAAAUGUACUUUGAAAAAAUUACAAAUAAGCAAGUAGGGAAUAUCAGUAAUAUAAAAAAAAUCAAAAGAAUGGAUGUAUUCGAAAUAUUUGUUAUUCCAUCUGAUAAUUAUGUGAGGUUUCAAAAUGUACUGUCAAAACUUUUCAAAGCAAUAUUUGAUUGUGGGGGUAAACAUAUUUCCAAGUUGAUAAAAAUAGUCGUGCUGAGGUCACAUUACGAUAUGUUAUACAAUUUCAACUGUUACAAUUAUCAGCUGUACAGUUUUUUGGUCAAUCUUUUAGAUUUACAUGAAUAUUAUUAUGAGUACACGGACCUGGACAAUCUGUUUAAGGAAAGUCAACGAAUAUUAACACAGUUGAUCAAGUUGACACUCGAGGAGAUGAAUAAUUUGAUCCCUUUCAAUGAAGAUAAGAAGCUGAUCAAGUACCUCAUUAUUAUCCUCUACUUUGGAAAUGAUAUGUUCUGCUUAGAAAAGGAAAAUUCAAUAUACAUACAACUGAUCUACGAACUGAGGCAUUUGAAUAUUUUUCAUGCAAUAAUAGUUGCUUAUCUCUCGGAAGAAAAAGCUGGUACACUGUGUUCCAGAAAGAAUAUGAUAGGAGAAGAAACAUUACAAAAUGAUUCAUUAAGCCCUUAUGAAACAUUUGAAGAUAAAAAUGUUUAUUUAAAAUUUGCAUGUACAAGUAAAUGCAAUAUGAAUGAGUUGGAGAAUAACUUUUUAAAAAAAUUUAAUAAUAAAUAUUUUGGUGAUUUUCAUGUUACAAUAAGAUCUUAUGAGCAUUAUACCUUAGGAAUAUUUCUAGUUUCCUUUAUGACAUCUGUAGUAUUCAUUGUAGGUGAGCUCCAUAAAGAAAUGAAAAAAAUCUAUGUAUACAGAAUUUUUAAAAAUAUAUUCAUAAAAAAUUAUACGCACAAUAUUACCAAGUAUUACACUUUCUGGAACACCAGGCUUUACGCUUUUGCCCAAUAUGAACCUGAGUGUGUGCUCUUGUUUAAUAAAUACAACUUAUAUGAAAAGUACAACCUUACUAGACAUAUUAGCGAUUCGCUCAGGGAAAACAACUUGGAAAAGUUUGGAAGGUUGAAUAACAUGAAAGGGGGAAAAACGGAAAAAAUGGCAAAAACAGGAAAACACCUAGACAAAGCGGAAAAACAUUGUGACAAUUCUGGUGAUAAAUGUGAAGAGGGAAGUCUGAACAACAACGAGGAAUUAAUGAAGUACUUUUCCGCUGAAAACCAUAGCUGCUUAUGUGACAAAAACAUGAUCAACAAGCCAAAAGGAGAAUUUGUAGUAAGCGAAUAUUUAGAACUGAGGUCGAAUUUUAUGAAUAAAAUAAAAAGAAGUAAUACAGAGUUAUAUGAAAAGAUGAAAAAUUAUAAUUUUUUUAACGACCCUUUAGAGAUAUCUUAUAAAACAAGAAAUUUCGAAAAGGAAAAAUUAAUAGACAUAUGUAAAGAUAUAAAAUUUGAGAAAAAUGGUUUAUGUUUAUUUGAUAAGUCGAGGAUAAUAUUAACUUAUUUGUACUUACUAUCUACAUGGCCUGAUUACAUAUUUUAUGUUGUUAGUCCACUUGUUUUUAUAAAACCCCAAAAAUAUUGUGAUCAAUAUGAUAUACCAUUAGUAUUAAAUAAUAUGCUAAAAAAUAGAUAUUUCUAUAAAAAAAGCUCAAAAAUAUGUAUUAAUUAUGCAUUUGCUCACUUUAUAUCAUCUGGAAAUAAAACAAGUAAUUUGGUGGUCACAGCAAAAAUUAGUAGUACCAUGGAAAACAUAAGUAAAAGUAAUCUGCUACUCAUCUUACCACUAAUCAAAAGAGUUGAUAUAUUAGAUUAUUCAAAAAAUAAUGAAUAUGAUAUAAAGGAAGAAAUAGUAAAUGAAUAUUUCAUUUUAGGAAAUUCUUAUACCCCAAUUAAUAUCAUAUCUUACAGUUUUAAAGAUUAUGAUCAGAUAAAAAAAAAUGCACAUAUUACAAUAGCAGGGGCUUUCAUAAAACAACAGGGCAAAAAAUUUGUUACCUAUCAUAGAAUUAGUAAAAAAUAUAAUGAACAUGUUCAAUGCUCAGAAGGUCAUUUCUUUCAAUUUAAUGGUCAAACUUUAUGUUUUUGUGAUAUUUUAGCAAAAAAAAAUAGGAAUAAUAAAAAUUGUCUAUAUCCGUUUUGUGAACAAAGUAAACAAUUCUGCUAUUUAAAUGAAGAAUGUGUUGAUGGAAAAUGCGUUUGCAUUGAAGGCUACUCAAGAAACCCCAUGAGUUUUUUAUGUGAAAAAAAUAAUGAAUGUAUUCUUCAUGGACAACAGACUUGUAAAGGUCCAGGCAAAUGUGUGCUAACCAAUAAUCGUUACAUCUGUUUAUGCCCAAUUCCAUACGUUCGAAUAUUAAAUAAUUGUCUUCAUCCCAUCAAAGGAAUUAUAAUAGGCUUACGAAUCUUCAGUAAUUUCGACAGUGACCAUUCCAAUGACGAGGACGAUGCUUCCAAAAAGGAAAAAUUUUAUACAAAUGUGUUCGGGUCUAUAUCUGAGUAUAUCAAGGCCACCAUUGAUAGUACCGUGAAACACGACCUCAAGCCAAGGAUGUACGCCAUGCCGAUUAGAAAAAUGAAAGACGGAAUUAAGGCAACGAUAAUAAUAAAUGAAAGGAAUGACCCCACUGAACCGACACCCAUUGAAGUAUUUAGCAUUUUUUUGAAUCAAUUUCGUGAUUCAACAUCUGUCUUAAACAAUGGAUUCUAUUCCUAUUUUGCUCGCUUUACUUAUAUAGAAUACGUAAAAUCUUUUUCUAAGAAUGAUGAUCUUUCUCCCUUUUAUGACAGCUUCAUGAACUACUUACCUAACUUUUUCAUUAAAAUUUUCGAAGUAGAUACCUUCAACAAUAUAUCAGUUGUUGUUUGUACCAAUUUUGUUAUUUUAAUUAUUGUUGCUUGUAUGGUACUCUUUUAUUUUUUAUAUUUGUUCAUCAAAAUUAAUUUUAUUCAAAGAGAACGAGUGAAGGCAUUUUAA
This is a messenger RNA of Plasmodium malariae, 5109 nucleotides long. Its product is annotated as conserved Plasmodium protein, unknown function. The record is from RefSeq and is a predicted model, not a curated record. The transcript is spliced from 5 exons. Lineage: Eukaryota; Apicomplexa; Aconoidasida; Haemosporida; Plasmodiidae. Bases 1 to 5109 code for a protein of 1702 amino acids.